Messenger RNA from Armigeres subalbatus, 924 nucleotides. RefSeq lists its product as uncharacterized. Bases 206 to 787 code for a protein of 193 amino acids. The record is from RefSeq and is a predicted model, not a curated record. The transcript is spliced from 2 exons. Gene Ontology annotation, biological process: cytoskeleton-dependent cytokinesis. NCBI's taxonomy places the organism in Eukaryota, Metazoa, Arthropoda, Insecta, Diptera, Culicidae. Gene Ontology annotation, cellular component: dynactin complex.
GUAGCUGACGACCAUCGAUCUGUCACUUCAAAAACAAGCGUAAUUUUUUUGUAAAGAUUUUCUCAGAUUUCCAUUCAAAAAAGUGAAAAAGUGGCCUUUUUGUUCAGACAUCUAUAAUCUAAACUUUCUUGUGUUAUUUUAUCGCGAAUCAAGUGAUAGUUUUAUUAUUUAUUUGGCAUUUUUAUAUUAUUAGGAUACUCCAAACAUGGAAUCGCUAGAUGUAAUUUCCCAGCGGAUUGACAACCUAAAUCAUCUGUUGGGACCGCUGCCCCCUACUGAAGCCCAAGGCGAAAACCUAACGGAUGCAGUUUUAUCGGCGGCAUCAUUCCUACCGUCUGCCAGUACCGGCCACCUGGCCGACGGGAGCGCCCGGGACAAUAUCCUGCAAGCAUUCAAACGGAAAGACGAACUGGAGUCCUACCUCGAUCCUUCGUACCUCGAUGAGAAGCAAGACAUCAAGGCGAAGGAAACCUACAUCAACACAAUUGCGAACGAUUUGGCCGGAACGUUCGAGACGCUGCAGAAGAUAAAGGCGCUGGAGCCGACACUAGGGGCGGAAUACUUCCGCAACUUGCCGGACGUCAGUGACCAUCUGAAGGCGAUGACCACCGGGACGGCAGAGCAGAAGCAGGCAAACGAUCUCCUCGAGGAGAGCCUGGUAAUUGCGAUGCAGCGCUACAGUGAGAUUCAGAUAGGAAUUAAGGAUUCGCUCAAAGCGAUGAACGAUCGGCUUGACAAGAUCGAGCAACGUCUAGUCGAUCGGAAGAGGGAAGAUAAAGAUGUUUAAGGCGGGAGCGUGAAACACUAGACGGUAGGUGCAUGACUUAUUUAUUUAAAUCGGUUCGAUUAUAGUCUUUUUAACUUAAUCCUAUAGAGUAUUCCGAGAAAAAUACAUAUAAAAAACUAUAAAGACAAAUGCUUGGC